GUGUUGCCUUGGCAACAGGACAUCGGGGACCUGAUCAGAGAAAGCAUUCGUAAGCAAAGCCUCCAUAGAGAAAGAAGGUAAUCGCUCCAUAUGAUACGGUAGUCUGGUCAUCUUACUUGAUGUUAGUCAUUAGAGCAAAGUUUUAUUGAAGUGUAUGAAGGUUUAUUCUUAUUUUUGUAUGUGACUGGUGGUGGUUUGCUACUGGGGUGUGAGUGUGGUGCGGGGAAAUGAAAAUGGAUACGCAAAUCAAGAACUCCGUUUAGAGAACAGGAGGAAAAAUCCAUAUCAAGGGGACUUUACUCAUUUUAUUAAUGUACAAAGUCCGCGCACCAUACCUUAGCGAACCCUUAUGGGCUGUAGAUUAUAACUCGUUACACUAAUACCGCAGUUAAAUGAACCCUUCGUGACUGUAAAAGGGUAGCACGGAAAAUGUUUUGGUUUAGGUCAUUUCUAUCCACUAGAUAAUGAUGACUCGGGUUACAUUUAUUUAACGGAGUGGAUUGAUGGAUCUAUUAAAAAUAAAUAAAAACACGUAUGUAACUAAAGUGAAUAAUUAAAUGUUAAACUUCAGUUGGAGAAAACACAAACGGGGCUGUCCUAUCUUCUUGUGACAGCGUGAGGGCGUCCAAGAGCGUCCUGAUUGGUUGAAAUAGGCAAGCCUUUGAUAGUCCUGAAGGCCAAUUAGAUUAAUAGGGACGGACUUUUUUUAUACAAUUCGGAUAAACUGUUGUGAACCAAUUGCAGAUAUGCCAGCGGUCUAGUGAAAUAACCCCAUUGGACGAGAGACUCGAAUGAUCGGCAUGGAAUUGUUUAGGGAACUUGAGGGUGGGUGAAUGACCAGAGUGAGCUACAGUUAGUUAUGUAACGAAAUAUACCGUUAGUAGCCUACUGGUGAUUUGAUUGGAUAGAUGAUGAGACGGGUGAUCAGAAAGAAGUAAAUGUAUUUUUAUGAAUAAGAGACGGAGCGAGGAGAGGAUUGCACAUCUGGAAAUGUUGGUAUUCGUCAUUCGAUAUUUUCAGCAACUGAAUUGAACAACACAUUUUGUUGUACAUCGUUGUCUGGAAAACAUCUCCCUUCCCUCUGGCAGAAGAAUCGCAGUGUGUUUCAGUUGGACAGACUGGACAGAGCGCAGCCGACACAGCGACGGUGUGAGUGGAGCAGAGAGAACCGAGGAUGGGGGGCGGAGGUCAGCAGACGGAGUCAAGCGAGCCGGCCAAGGGUGACGGGGUUGGGCCCGAUGGAGAGCGAGGUGGCAGUGCAGUCUACACCUGGGAAGAGGUUCAGAGGCACUGCCACAGAAGCGACCAGUGGUUGGUCAUCGACAGGAAGGUCUAUAAUAUUACCCAGUGGGCGAAGAGACACCCGGGGGGCAUCAGGGUCAUCAGUCACUUUGCUGGAGAAGAUGCCACGGAAGCAUUUGUUGCAUUCCAUCUCGAUCCAAAUUUUGUCAGGAAGUUUCUGAAGCCGUUGCUGAUUGGAGAGCUGGCACCGACAGAGCCCAGCCAGGACCAGGGGAAAAACGCAGUACUGGUGCAGGACUUCCAGGCCCUGCGUGACCGUGUGGAGAGUGAGGGUCUCCUCCGUGCCCGCCCCCUCUUCUUCAGCCUCUACCUGGGCCACAUCCUGCUACUAGAGGCCCUGGCUUUGGGCCUGCUCUGGGUCUGGGGGACCAGCUGGAGCCUCACACUGCUCUGUUCCCUCAUGCUGGCCACAUCUCAGGCCCAAGCUGGCUGGCUGCAGCAUGACUACGGCCACCUGUCAGUCUGCAAGAAAUCCGGCUGGAACCACAAACUGCACAAGUUUGUCAUUGGACACCUAAAGGGUGCCUCUGCUAACUGGUGGAACCAUCGUCACUUCCAGCACCACGCUAAGCCCAACGUGUUUAGUAAAGAUCCUGAUAUCAACUCACUACAUGUCUUCGUCCUGGGAGACAAACAGCCUGUAGAGUAUGGUAUAAAGAAGUUGAAGUACAUGCCCUACCAUCACCAACACCAGUACUUCUUCCUCAUUGGACCUCCACUAAUCGUUCCAGUGUUUUUCAACAUCCAGAUAUUCCGGACCAUGUUUUCACAACGGGACUGGGUGGAUCUGGCGUGGUCAAUGAGUUUCUACCUUCGCUUCUUCUGCUGUUACUAUCCCUUCUUUGGUUUCUUUGGCUCAGUAGCAUUGAUCAGCUUUGUCAGGUUUUUGGAAAGCCACUGGUUUGUAUGGGUGACCCAGAUGAGUCACCUUCCUAUGGAGAUGGAUCACGAGCGACACCAGGACUGGCUCACCAUGCAGUUGAGUGCUACUUGCAACAUUGAACAGUCAACCUUCAACGACUGGUUCAGUGGACACCUCAACUUUCAGAUUGAACACCAUCUGUUUCCUACCAUGCCCCGUCAUAACUACCACCUGGUGGCUCCUCUGGUUCGUGCUUUGUGUGAGAAACAUGGAGUUCCCUACCAGGUCAAGACUUUGCAGAAAGGCAUGACUGAUGUUGUCAGGUCACUGAAGAAGUCAGGGGAUCUGUGGCUGGAUGCAUAUCUCCAUAAAUAAAUCCCUUCCUGACUCUGGACGGGAUUUAAUCCAUCGCAGAUUAACCACCUGCGAACAGAGAGGACAUUUCCUGGAUGUUUUUGAUGAUAAUGAUCGCUGCAAACAUUAUUGUGAUAUAAUUGUUUUAAUCCUUGUCAGCAGUGAAUGGGGAUCCAUAGCAUAAAUAGAGGGUUUAUAUAGUAGGGCCAGGCGUUUUUAAACAACUAAAAAGUAUUUAUUGACCAAUAUUUGCAGCAUUAUCCACUGGGUUUGAUGCAGGCAGAAAAUCCUAGGAAAUGCUCUAUAAUUGACACAAGUCUCAGUCAUUCCAGUCUGGUUGUCCAUUCGUUUUUGGUGGAGGGAUCGCCUGAACCAGGGGAGGCGCAGCAUAUGAGUCAUAAUUUCACAAACCUAUUAUUUGACAGGGAAUUCUAUUCGUAGAUCAGUGAUUUUACACCUCGUUUUUCUCAAGCUGAUCGCCUCCAACAGACUCAAUCCCUGAUCACAGGAGGUUAUAUAAAUGGGGCAAUUAGGACACUUAAAGGGGUAAUACUAUGAAUCCAAGCAGAAAAUAUAAGUGUACAAUAAAAAAUCUCUAUCGCUUGAGAUUCCCCGCUGGGAUGUUCUUUGCAGACGACAAUAUAUUCUGCAAAACCUGAAAUUUAGCGUCACAUUUUAAAUGGAAAGACAGGAUAGACAGCCAUCUGACAUAAUUAUGCCGUCUCAGAAGAAUGUUUCAACCUUGAAAGGUUGUGGGGGAUAUAUAGUGAAACAGUCUCGUCCUUACAUAACAAGACAACAUCAAUUAACAAUAUUUCACGACGUCUUUGUUGUCUGUUAAUUAACAUAUGGGUAUGAUAGGCAUUUUUGUAUCCGAAAAUGUAGAGGGUGAAAUAUAAACUAUUUUCAGAAUACUAAUGGCUCGCCUAUUUUCAUUUACUAUAGAAAUAACACCUUUUAUCCAUCUCUGUUAAGACGGCAGUAUUUGGAGAGAUGCGCUUCUCCGCCUCCACAAGGUUCAUGUAAAAGCGAAGCUACUCGGAGUGAUAUUCUAACACUGUUGAAUAGUUCUCUGCCUGUAAAUACACUCUAUCAGCCAGAACAACUUUAACAUCUUCACCCAGCUCUCAUACACAAUGUGUGACAGUGGAUUUGUCCAUUACUGUGUUUUUUCCGGGCUGCGGCUCCGUUCUUUACGUGUGUUAAUGAAGGUGCGCAAUUUGGGAUUGUCAACUUUUUCGAGAGGGAAGAUGGUGCUUGCAAAAGCCAUAUCCUCAUAAUUUAUUCUAUAGCAAAUUAAAAUGCCUACUUGGUUCUGAAUUGUGCUACAUUUUCUUACAUAAAAUACCUAUUAUUCCCAUAAUAAUGUUAAUACCAGGCAAUGAAUAAGUAAACUAUUUAUGUCCUUAAAAUACGCUAAUACUGCUGAUGAGAAUAAUUGUUGGCGAUUAUUUAAUUUGAAGUCAAUCCACAUGGUUGGGAAUUGAUUUUGGAUUUAUUGGAUAUUUAUGUUAUAUGAUCAUGGUGUAAGAAAGUGCUAUAUCAGCAACUUGAGGUCAGUUUAUCGAACAGCAACCGAAACGCCUGGCCUUAAUCAUUGGUGACUAGAUAGACUAUUCCUCCCCAAACGGAAAAAAAAUACAUUGAUAUAUAUUUUAACAACAUGUAUGUACAUGCAUGUACGUAUAUGUAAAUUACAGAUAUCUAAAUAUAUGUUUAAGCCUUAUAUUACAUAUAUUUAAAUAUAUCGACAUAUUACAAAAUUGGCCUUUUUCAUAUUUCUACAAAUAUGUUUAUAUCUUUAAAUAUAUGGAAAUACAUUUUGAUAGCGUGCUGUGGUAGCUAGUAAAAUAAUUUACCAAUUAUAUUUCAUAAAUAUAUUUUGCCAUAUUUUAAUGAAUUGAAAUGUUUGCCUUUUACCUGAAUACUGUUGCUAGGCUACAUUAAAAUCCAAUGCAUAAAA
Oncorhynchus mykiss (rainbow trout) is the source of this 4481-nucleotide messenger RNA. The record is from RefSeq and is a predicted model, not a curated record. Lineage: Eukaryota; Metazoa; Chordata; Actinopteri; Salmoniformes; Salmonidae.